Molecule: messenger RNA, 603 nt
Organism: Symbiodinium sp. CCMP2592
Lineage: Eukaryota; Dinophyceae; Suessiales; Symbiodiniaceae
Source: the annotation of a GenBank genome assembly
AUGGCGAAGGAUGCCCCAUUCAAGUCCACACCAUUGCCCUUGCGAUCCCGAGCAGAGGAUGCUGUGGAUCGCCCAGCUCAGAUACGUCCGCGGAGCCCGCGGACGCCUGGCACGCCUCGCCCCAGCGAAUCGGGACGUGCCAGCGACAGUCCGCGGCGGCCCAGUCCUCGGCCGAGGAGCCGGCUCGAGGCCCGAAAAGGACAGGACUCCGAGCUCUCUGAGUGUAUCGAUGCUUUGUACAGGCACCGCAAGGAGACCCUCCGCUUCUUGAGGCGGUGCGAGGACUCCCGUGAUCUAAAGUUGCUGCGUGCAGCGCUCGACCCGCAGCCGUUUCGCCAGGAGGGCACUUCCCGGAGCCGCGCUCCGGUACGUGCGGUUCAUGCGACACAGAAGCUGGUGCGAGAGUGUGAGGCAACUCCGCUUUCAGCACCAGACUAUGUUUGGUCACCCGAAACUUUGGGUUCCGUGGCUGCCAGAGGUUGGCAGUGUUUGGCUGCUCCCGACACGGCACACUCACCAUGGCUGGCGACGCUCGCCCGCACUGCCAUGCUUCCGACUGAUGCAUCCUUGACGCCAAGGAGACCAGUGCGAAAGCUUGCAUGA